Molecule: messenger RNA, 600 nt
Organism: Striga asiatica
Lineage: Eukaryota; Viridiplantae; Streptophyta; Magnoliopsida; Lamiales; Orobanchaceae
Source: the annotation of a GenBank genome assembly
UUGGAGAAUCGUGGCCGUCGAUGCUACUGCUCCCGUGAUCCAACGGCUCGGAUUUAUACUCCGGCCCAAGGAGGAGCCCGCUUCACACCGAUCGACACCCCAAAUAUCCUAGGGCAAAUCUCCUCAUCCUCCUCCUCCGCCGCCGCCGCCUCCUUUUCUCCGGCGCCGUUUUCCGGCGAGGCGCCUAACUGCGAGGCCCUCGCCUCCGGUGGCACGGCUUCGCCCGGAUUCGCCGCAAAGCCAGACAUCAGGUUGUAUAUAUUCCCGCAAAGGCUUCUCAGUCGGUUUAAUUCGUGCCUCAGUUUCGAAUUCUCCCUCCUCAGCCUCUCGUUCUCCUCCAUUAUCUCCGGCGCCGACGCGCAGGCCCGAGGCGUGGUGGCUGUUGCCCCGGUCGCCGCCGGGGACGAGUUGGAGGAGAGAACCUGUUCAUCGCCGGAGUCUGCCGGAGAGAUUUGGAUAACCGCUACCGGAGCGACCGCCUGCAACGGCUGCGCGGUUGGUACGGCGGUGGGAGGCGCCGCCGGGACAGUGGAAACUCCGGUCGAGAUUUUCCGGCGAUGGAUGUCUCUGAGCAUCGCUUUCUCGCCUCGCCGGAAACAA